UUUUCCCCCCCCCCCCCCCCUUUUCGCUCCCCACGAAAAAUGGGGAUGGCGGUGGACAAGCUUUUUGGACAUUGGUUUUUUAGGUGUCGGGACAGCACUGCAGCAGGCUGUUGCGGCUGUUCUGGCUGUAGCGUAGAGAGGUAGACUGAACGCAUUCCAACACCCAGUUCCGAAAAAAAAUGGUCUCAGAAACAGCCUCAGCGCUCCUCAGCGCCGUCUUCGGCGCCCUCGCCUCCAUCCUCGUCUCGCUCGCCAUCGAACGCCUCGGCGGGCUCCUCGGCGGCUGUCUGGCCUCCACGCCCUCGACCAUCAUUCCCGCGACCUGGGGGAUCUGGUGGUCCCUCGUCGACGGCGCGGCGCCCAGCACGCGGCAUCACGGUUUGGUGAAGUUCCAGCGGGCGACGUUGGUGAUCCCGAGCGGGUUGGUGUGCACGGCGGUGUUUCUGACGGGGUGGCGGUAUUUCCCGGUGUGGCUGCAGCGGUGGCGGCCGACGAUGCGGGUCGGGGUGAUGCUGGCGGUGGUCGCGACGGCGACGAUGGGGGUUUGGCUGAUCGGGGCCAUCGCCAUCGUGUUUGUGUUGCGCGCGGUGGUCAAGGACGAUGAGGUGGUCCCCGGGGACGAUUUCGGCGACAUCAUGGACGUGCCGCUGAUCCCCCUGCUGGUCGGAACCAUCUCCCUCGUCGUCGUACUGGCAACCGGCCUCGUCCUCAGCUGGCCCUCCGGCGCCGCGCCCAAGGGGAAGAACCCGGUCGCGGUCACCACCCUCCUGCUCCGCGGGUUGCUGGCCGGGGUAUCUAUCGGGGUAACGAUCGUCAUCGCCAACGUCAACGAGUUCGCCGGCGGGAUCGCCAGCAUGCUCCCCAUCAUGUUCUUCACCUCCAUGGUCUCCGUGUGGCUCGCGCAGGGCGCCGCCGUCACCACCGGCGCGAUCGGGCCGCUGGUUGCUGGGGUCAGUAGUGUGGCGGCGUAUGCGAUUGCCGCGACGUUCUUGUAUGCGAAGGUGGGGCCGUAUUGGGGCGCCGUGGCGAGUUGGGCCGUGAGUGUCGGGGGGGUGACGGUGCCGGUUUACGGGUAUAUGGUGUGGAGGAGGCGGGUGUGGGAGAGGAGGGUGAAGAUGGGGGCUGGCGGGCUUAGUGAGGAGACUUUGGGUGCGGAGGUGGAGGUCGCGGCGGUGAGGGAGCUGGCGCAGGACGGUGUUGUGGUGGAUGUGGAGGACCUUAAGGUCGGGAACGACCCAUCUAUCUCGAAAUAACAAAAGGCCUCAGAACGUGUUGGAUGCCCUGUACUGUACCAUAUAUACAGUAAUAUCGCCUGCCUCGGCUCUUUGAUGAGAUAUCAUCCAAUUCCGAGAAACAUCGAGCAUGUUCUCAGAGGUAGUACCGUUUCGGAAUGUAGUCGCUCGCUGAGUGUCACCUACCCGCAUCGCCCGUGUUGAGUGCGUGCUCGGAGAACGAAAUGUCCGUGCUUUGUUAUAGGAGGAACCACCCGACGUGCUGUAUCCUCGUGCUC
Molecule: messenger RNA, 1510 nt
Organism: Fimicolochytrium jonesii
Lineage: Eukaryota; Fungi; Chytridiomycota; Chytridiomycetes; Spizellomycetales; Powellomycetaceae
Exons: 2
Coding region: 180-1253 (357 amino acids)
Source: RefSeq, a predicted model, not a curated record